AUAAUAAUAAUAAUUUCCAUCAUUAAUAAUAAAUCAGCUGUCUACUCAAGUUCAACCAAUUAUAUUUGAAAAAAAAAAAACAUCUUCCCAAAGUGAACUUGAAGUACUCUGUAUAAAUACUUCAUAACGAGUACUGCAGUUAUAGUUACAGGUAAUGUCAGUUCAUUUGUUGUUUUGAUUUCCUUCUACUGAUUUAUGGUUUUAUGGUGUUUCUUUAAAUAACGUCGCUGCGUCACUUAUUUACGUAGAUGACGUAGAUAUAUAACGUCAACUGUGGCAUUCGAGAAUUCCCGGAAGUUUUGCCCUUAAUUAUUGAGCUUUAGUUUAUUUUUUACCGUGUUUGUUCCACAGAUUUGUCGUAAUGUCGUGUAUAAUUUUGUUCAUUUUUAUUUUAUUUAUUUUUUGUAACGGAGAGAAAGUAUUUCAGUAUAAACAGGUCAAACUGAAGAUUACGGACCGUUGGUUUUUGGGGUUUGUUUUGUAUUUAGUGUUAGCUCAGCUCUCCAGCGGGGGGCGGGGCUGUGAUUAAAUUAGACGGAGCCGCACUGAUACCAAAUGACUAGCUAAUGGCUAAUGUGUGUUAUUUGUUUAGUUUUUUGGUCAUUUUCGGACGACGUCGCAGUGGUCAGUUACAACAAUAAUUAACUCCGUUUCUCCCUUUGUCCAGCGGCUAACCUCGCUCUCUCUCUCUCUCUCUUUCCCGCUUCAUUAUUCAUCUCUUCGCGCUCCGGUUCUAUGAUCGUACCGUUUAUUUUCCGACACGCCUUGAACACACCCAUAAAACUCGUUCUUAUUAAAUCAAUUUUAACGGUAUUUUUCCACGAAAUAUGUAAUAUUGUUUAUUUGUUUGGUUUUAGUAAAGCGUUAUAUAAGAACCAUCGUCCUUUUACCACGUUAUAAUAGUUUUAAGAGACAUUAUUAUUAUUAUUAUUUCAGAUUCAUUUCCAGCCAACACUCCGGCGCGUAAUAGGUUUUUCCUAACGUUCCUUAAACGCACCCUCCCGACCCCCCCUUUCUCUCUCUCACUUUCCUGAUCCUGGUUGUCAGUUCUAUGCCCGGGUUACACAACCGUCAGCUCCGCGGUGUAAACUAGAAGCACGUGUUAGCGGGCGGUGCUGAAUCACGUCACUCCGCCCGACAACAAAGUGGAAAAACACCAGAGGAGGAGUCGCGGAGCUGCCGAGGCUCCGGUGAUCCACUCUGGUUUAUUAAAAUCAAAAACUAUGAAGGAGAGCCGGGGUUAAAAGAGUGUCCAUGAACGCCACCAUGUGUCUGCCUUACAGAGACGACAAUGACACGAACAUGAUCAGCGCCGAUGGCUGCUCCAAACGCGAGGAGACAGUGUUGGACAGAGGCCGGGGCAGGAGGAGGCCCCCGCCGGCAGAGAUGCUCCAUCUGCUCUCGGCUGUCUUCGUCUGGCUGCUCACGGGAACCACCAUCUCCAGCCUGAACAAAUGGAUCUUCACCGUGUACAACUUCAGGUUCCCGCUGCUGCUGUCAGCGCUGCACAUGCUCACGGCCAUCGUGGUGGACUACGGGUUGAUCAAACUGAGGCUGGCGCGGCACCGGGGGGCCGUGGAGCGGGACCUCACCACCAGCGCCAAGUGUAAAGUUUUCAUGUUGAGUCUGACCUUCUGCGCCAGCAUCGCCUUCGGGAACCUGGGUCUGAACUACGUCCAGCUGUCCUUCGCACAAAUGAUCUACACCACCACCCCUCUGUUCACGCUCGCCAUCUCCACGCUGAUACUGGGCGAGCAGCAUCACAUCCUCAAGUACACGGCCAUGAUGCCCAUCUGCCUGGGGGCGUCCUUUGGAAUCAUGGGAGAAGCCAAGUUUGAUCAAACCGGGUGUUUCUUUGUGAUCGCUGCCACCAUGCUGAGAGGGGUCAAGUCCAUACAGCAGAGCAUCCUGCUGCAGGAGGAGAAGAUCAACUCCGUGUCUCUGCUCUACCUGAUGUCCAUUCCCAGCUUCUUCAUCCUGUCUCUGGCGGCUCUGGCCGUGGAGAACUGGACGACGAUGGAGUCGCCGCUGCACUACGACCGCCGCCUGUGGGUCUUCAUCCUGCUGAGCUGCCUGAGCUCCGUCAUGUACAACCUGUCCAGCUCCUGCGUCAUCACGCGCACCUCGGCCGUCACCCUGCACAUCCUGGGCAACCUGAGCGUGGUGGGCAACAUGCUGCUGUCCCAGCUGCUGUUCGGCAGCGAACUCACGCCCCUCAGCUGCGCCGGCAUCGCGUUGACGCUGUCCGGCAUGCUCAUCUAUCAGAACUCGGAGUUCAUCGUCAGCUACCUGGACGGACGCAGAGUCCGAGUCAAGGGGUCGGGGGGUCGCGUGGACGGUCUCGUGGACGGUCUCGUGGACGGUCUCGCGGUGCGUGGACAGGAUUUGGACCGAGUGGGUCAAUCUGAGCCCACGUGUCGUCCGCAGAGGACAGAAAAUAAUCAGGACGACAAGACGGACUGAGGGGACGGGCUGAAGGACAGGAGACGGUUUUAGACAGUUUUAAAUGCUAAUUGAAAUGCUAUUUCAUUUUCAACCCGUCAACUCUCCCACUGUGCCAGUUCAGUUGACCUCUGGUCACAAGGUCACAGGAAACUGGAGUCGACGGAGAACAGGAAGUGACCUUUAGUAUUCCACAUGAUGGUUGAAGGUCGAGUAUGCAGACAUUUUUACACGGUCCGCAAACAGAGCAUGUAGCACCCUUCCUUCCUAUCCAGCAGGGGGUGCUAUAAAUAGUUUGAAUGUACUAAACUUGUCUGACAGUUCAACAGCAUACAACAAGAGGCUUCAUUUAUGACAGGAGUCCAGGGUCAGGGUUAGGGUCGGGGUCAGGGUCGGGGUCAGUCGGUCCCUGUGAGAUGAUCCGGAAAAUUCCUGCGCACCUCACCUUUAACCUCGGUCCGUCAUCGGUACCCAGACUGUUCGAUACCUCAGCAGGUAUUCACACUGUAUCUCCACUGCUCCACUGUGAAGACGCCGUGGUUAACGGAGGGCUAGCACGAGAGAGCGGCCCGCGCUUAAAGACAUUUUUAUUAUUAUUUUUUUUAAUUUAAUUUCCUGACCGCCGGGUUCUGGUAAAGUGGGGACCUGGCUGUUUGUGGCAGCUUUUUGAAUUUUCUUUUUAUAUAUACACUAUAUAAAUCUAUAUUAUAUAUAUGUAUAUAUAUAAUAUAUAUUCUUUUUUUAUUAUUUCAGUAGUUUAAGUUAGGAGGGUGAAUUUGUUGCUGUUGGGCUCGAACCCCUUUUUAUGGAAGUUUACGCAGACGCCUCUUCUCCACUGAAGCACAGUUCUACUCCGAGGCGUUCACUAAACUGAUCUCCCAUUUAUAGAGAUGGUUUUUAGUGUCGUUCCAGUGUUGUUGACUCAGACACCGACACAGACGGAACACAGUGGAUGUGAACCAAUCAGAGCCAUUGUUAUUAUGUAUUUAUUUAUUUUAUUUUUUUUUCUCCCUUAGUGUCAAAAUUGACACUGAUUUGGGUUGGGGGUUCAAAUGCCUUAUUUGUGACGUCGUUUGAAGUCGUUUUAAUUCAUUAGAACAAUUGGCAGCAAAAAAAAAAAAACUGUAUCUGGACGUAUCUGGUGUGAACAGAAGGGGGCAGCAUAACAGUAUUUUAAAAAUGUCUGAUCAAUAGAGAGGACUUCUUAGAGUGUCUUAACUUUUACUGUUUUGUUUUUUUUUCUCACCAACAUUAGACAUAGAGGCGCUCUAACCAGAGACGGUCGUCUCUUGGACCAUGGACCGUGUCACCUGGUCACUGUAGUCGUUCUGCAAACAGAGCGAUUUUAGUCUAAUGUUUCAUUAAUUUCACUGUGAGCUGGCUGUUGAAUUUAAACCCAGGACUGUGAAGGCAUCACUGGCGCCGCUCUGCUGGUUGGAGUCCAGACCGGUUCCCGUCCCCAACAUCGACCAUGUGACACUACAUGAGUCCAACACAAGAAAAUCAGAACUGUUCCUUUAAGGCCUGGAUUUUUUUUUUAAUUAUAAUUUUUUUUACCAUCUUUUUAUGGCCUCUGUGUGGCGCUGCUGCAGUGGGUUCUAUAUUUAACAUCACUUCAGGCUGACAAUUAGAUCCACGGGUUCUCUAAGGAGUGCCACUCAUUUAUAACAGCCUCGUCCCGGGGGGGUCGGGGGUGGGGGGGAACUGUCCCUUCAUUCUCUUACAUAACAAUCAAUGUCAAACUUUUUGCAGAUGAUGUGACGUUUGAAAACCAGCCCGUCUUAGGAAAACGAUUUAUUUUUUGGCGUUUUUGGUGUUUUUUUUUAAGGGUUUACUCUACAGAAAGAAAUCUUACUCCUCUUUGACCCCUCCCCCUUUUUUGGGCUAAUCUCAUGGUAUGGAAUAUUUAUUUUUGAGUGUCUUGAGUCGCCUUUGUAUACGCACAAACCUGAUGUACGAUGUUUCUGUUUCAGUUCUACCUCUUUGUUUGGAGUCGUCAGUCGCUGCUGCGCCGCCUGUCGUCCGUGUCAUUCCCUACCCUUCCCGAACUGUUAGUGCCCCCCCUUCAGGUUGACUAACGUAUGACACGCCCGGCCUUCAGAGAUGUGUAAAUCGAGCUCUUCUCAGUCGUAUUCCCUGUAUAUUCCCGCUAAUUUGCACUUAAAAUCCUGCUAGCAGUAAAUUAACUAAUUUAUGUUUUUGUUCAGACAAAGUAUUGAAUCUGUAGAACUCUUAAUUUAUUUUUUUUAGAUGCGUUGACGUCACAUUUGUCCAUCGUGGAAGGAGGGGCGUUGUUUAGCUUGUUCGCAAAUUAGCAAAAAGCUAAUUACAUAUCACUGUUACUUUAAUGUUUAACCAAUUUAAAGUUCAAGGUGUGCUUAGAUCAGUGGUUUCCUAACUUCUUCCGCAGCGCCCCCUGUUUGUAGAUAGGAGAUAGGCCCGCAACCACAUCCUAACAUAAGCAGCCCUAAAACUCUGUUGUACUUUACUUAGUUUACGGUGAUACUACAACAUUAAUAUUCUCAUCGAACAGAGAAAAUACAAUUCCAAAUCAGUGCGAUUCUCAAACUGCAGCGCAAAAAAAACAGUGUUCAUUUACUUUUUUGUUUUGUUGUUUUGGUUUUUUAAUCCACCAACACAGAACUCCAUCAAAGUGUUCAUUUGUUGAGCAUCCUUUUUUUUUGCCAAAAGAAAAUGUGCAAAUUUAGCAGAAAAUAUUCGUUUGUAAAUGUGCCUGGUUCAGUAGCACUGGUACGUGUUGAACAGACUUCUCGUAUUUACAGUUUAUUAUCAUAAAACUCACGGUUGACUCGAAGGGUGAAGUUGAAAAGUUGAUCACUGUUGCUUUCCUCAAAUACCUCAACCGCUAAUUACGCUGAAUGCUAACGACUUAGCUAACGUUGAUAUGGUCGGAAUGAGCUCCUGAACAACAGUGACCGUUGGUUCGGUUUGGGCUUCCCGAUCAAACUUAAUGACAAACUUACUUACGUUUCGAUGAGACGACGUUCGUGGGCGGCGCGACAUUUGCACUGAACGACGUUGUCCUCGAACACCUGCUGUAACUGUGUCCGUUCAGGGUCGGGCCGUUGGCGGCGCUACUCCGAUGUAAAUGGUUAUUUAUUCUAUUUAUUCUGUUUUGUAGUUCGACUGUUUAUGGCUGGUUCUAGAGCCGACCGGUUGUAGGAACGGAACCGUUGCCUCAUUGCCUUAUUUUGGACACACUGGAGACGAGGACAGAGGACUAAAUGACGAUUAAUGUUUUUUGUUUUGUUUUGUUUGAUAAUGCUUUGAAUGCUAACAGCAGCUGUUUAUAGGUGUUUCUGUUCAGAGAACUGACUGGAAGAAUAAAUAACAACA
Molecule: messenger RNA, 5799 nt
Organism: Cynoglossus semilaevis (tongue sole)
Lineage: Eukaryota; Metazoa; Chordata; Actinopteri; Pleuronectiformes; Cynoglossidae
Gene: slc35e4
Product: solute carrier family 35 member E4
Exons: 2
Coding region: 1255-2463 (402 amino acids)
Source: RefSeq, a predicted model, not a curated record